GAAAUGAGAUGGUUGUAACUGUAAAGGGUGUACGAGUUAGCUACAUAUAGGCUUAAUUGCAUUCAACAAAAUUGCAGAAAAACUGUAUUCCAAUCCAAGUAUGAGUUAUGAAAGAUUGUUGGUGGGGUUGUUGGUGUUGUUGAUGCAAGCAGAUCUCAUAGCCUUGGGCCAAACCUUAUGCGGCAGCAACGGCAAUUACAGCAGCAACAGCGCAUACAGCGCUAACCUCAACACCGCUCUUUCUUCUCUCUCUACAAACAUCGGCAACGAUGGCUUCUACAACGCCUCAACCGGGCAGGGCCCCGACAGAGUCAACGCCAUCGCGCUGUGCAGAGGCGACGUCCAACUCAACGCCUGUCGCCAAUGCGUGCAGAAAACCGGCGACGAUCUCGUGGACUCGUGCCCGGUUCAGAAGGAGGGAACCCGGUGGGAUGAAUUCUGCACGUUACGAUACUCGAAUGAAACAGUCUACGGGGCUGCGGCGAAUAGCCCCAGAUACAGCUUCACUAAUGUACUCAACGUGACGAGUCCAGUGCAGUUUAGGGCGGAUCUGAGGAAGCUGCUCGAUGGUCUUCGGGGACGAGCCGCUGGAGGCUCGUCUACGAGGAAGGUGGCGGCUGGGAAUGUAACUGGACCCGAUUAUCAAAUGAUUUUCGGGUUAGUUCAGUGCUUCCCAGAUUUGUCAUCGGAGGAUUGUACAAGUUGUUUGAUUGGUACCAUUUCGGAAAUACCGCAAUGCUGUGAUGGGAGAAGAGGGGGUGCAAUCCUCGCUCCCAGUUGCAAUCUUCGUUUCGACCACUCGUUUUUCAAUGAAACUAGACUCCGGGAGCUAGAGUUUGUCCCUCUGCCUCCGCCUCCGCCUCCACCGGUUGUCGAGUCAUCGCUGCAAGGAAAGAAAAAUGGAAGCACGACUCAAACUAUUGUAAUCAUUGUGGUUGUAGUUGUUGUGUGCUUGAUAGUGGCUGUAUCUGCUAUCAUCUUUCUAAGAAAGAGAAAGAAACAUAAACCAAUGGAAAUUGUUCAGAAUGUGGACGAGAUUAGCACAGUCGAGUCUCUGCAGUAUCCUUUCAGCACAAUCAAAGCCGCAACAAAUGAUUUCUCUGAUCAUAAUAAGUUGGGCCAAGGUGGAUUUGGGACUGUUUACAAGGGGGAACUUCCAAAUGGUCAAGAAAUUGCCGUGAAAAGAUUGUCGAAGGAUUCCGGGCAAGGCGACAUCGAAUUUAAGAAUGAGGUCUUGUUAUUGGCUAAACUCCAACAUAGGAAUUUGGUUAGACUAUUAGGUUUCUCCUUAGAAGGAAUGGAGAAGCUGUUAGUAUAUGAAUUUGUUCAAAAUUCAAGCUUGGAUAACUUCAUAUUUGACUCGGUCAGGCAUUCAGAUUUGGAUUGGGAUAGACGCUACAAGAUCAUAGGCAGUAUUGCUAGGGGAAUCCUCUACUUGCAUGAAGAUUCUCGUCUCAAAAUCAUCCACCGUGAUUUAAAGGCCAGUAAUAUACUUCUAGACAAUGAGAUGAGACCCAAGAUUGCCGACUUUGGUAUGGCAAGGUUGUUCAGACAAGAUGAAACGCAAGGAAAUACAAGCCUUGUUGUCGGAACAUACGGUUAUAUGCCACCAGAGUACCUAAAACACGGCCAGUUCUCAGUGAAGUCCGACGUCUAUAGCUUUGGAGUAUUAGUCCUUGAAAUCAUCAGCGGACGAAGAAAUAAUGGCUUUCGAAGUGGGGAUGGCAGCGUAGGGGAUCUUAUAAGCUUUGCAUGGAGAAGUUGGCAAGGAGGAAGAAGUGGAGAAGUGGUGGAUCCGUUUUUGAGGAGUGGUUCGGGUUCGGGUAAUGAGAUGCUGAGAUGUAUCCAUAUUGGUUUGUUGUGUGUUCAGGAAGACGCAGCUGAUAGGCCAACCAUGACCUCAGUGGUGCUUAUGUUGAGUAGCUUCUCCGUAACCUUAGACUUGCCUUCGGAGCCAGCAUUUUACGCUGCCAAUGAUUAUGCUUCGGAUGUGCCACUGAUUCACAACUCCGACUCCACAAAUUCUCACCACACUUCUUCUUCUCAGCCGUCGCAGCAGUCUCGAUGUUCCUCACGAAAUGAUGCCUCCAUUACUGACCUAUAUCCACCUAGACUUUUCCUGGUUUGGAAUUGGGUUCACUUCAAAAGGGAGAAUUUCUUUGGGAGAAUUGGAAGAAACACUCUUGUUUCUCCAGAAAUGUAUUCAUGGCGUCGCAGCAGAGCCUUCAUAAUUGCGUUGAUCCUCACAUACCUUUCAUCCUUAGCUACAGCCCAAAAUCCCUUAAAAUGCACCAGCAACGGAAACUACACCGCCAACAGCACCUACAGCAACAAUCUCGACGCCUUACUCCGCUCCCUCUCCUCCAACAUGACCGAUUUCGGCUUCCUCCGCGCCUCCGUCGGCCAGGCCCCAAACACCGUCAACGGCUUCGCCCUCUGCAGAGCCGACCAAACCCUCCAGCUCUGCCGCGGCUGCGUCGACGCAGCCGCGCGAGAGGUGCGCCAGUCCUGCCCCAGCGAGAGGCAGGCCGCGAUUUGGUACGAAUUCUGCACCCUGCGCUACUCCAACGACCCUAUAUACGAAACGCAGACGGCGGAUCCCACAAUUUUGCUAAUGAACACGCAAAAUGUCACGGAUGGAGAUCGAUUUAGGGCGGAAAGGACGGCGCUGGUGACCGACCUCGCGGCGGUGGCGGCUAACGGAAGCGCGCAGCUCAAAGUCGGCGUAGGGAGUCGGAAUUUCUCGAAUCCCGAAUUUUUGGCGAUUUAUGCUCUGGUGCAGUGUACACCGGAUUUCUCGCCAGAAGAUUGCCGGAGAUGCUUGAGCGAGACUUCACAAGCUUUCCGAAGUUAUAUUUCGCAGGGUUUCAGAGUUCUAAACCCCGAUUGUAAUGUUCGCUAUGAGCUUUCUACCUUCUACAAUGAAACUCGGCUGAGGGAAUUAAGGGUGGCAAUUGUAGCUCCAGCACCUCCCCCGACCUCGCCGCCAGGAACCAAUGGUACUGAUAUAAUACCAGGAAAGAAAGAUGAUAACACUACAAAAGUUAUCAUCAUCGCUGUUGUCCCAGUUGCGGUGUCUCUGAUAAUUGCUACUUUUGCCAUCGUCUUCGUUAUAAGAAGAAGAAGGAAGCAGAAUAAGGCAUAUGAAGCCGCUGAGACUGCUGACGAUAUCAGUAAUGUCGAAUCCUUGCAAUAUGAGUUUAGCAGCAUUAGAGCUGCCACUAAUGAUUUUGAUGAUGCUAACAAGCUGGGGCAAGGUGGAUUCGGGGCUGUUUAUAAGGGAAAACUUCAAACUGGCGAAGAAGUAGCAGUUAAAAGGCUGUCCAAGGAUUCAGGGCAAGGCAAUGUGGAAUUCAAGAAUGAGGUUUUGUUGGUUGCCAAACUUCAACAUCGGAAUCUGGUCAGGCUCUUAGGUUUCUCUAUGGAAGGAGCCGAGAGGGUACUAAUAUAUGAAUUCGUUCAGAAUGCAAGCCUUGACCAGUUCAUCUUUGAUCCAGUCAAGCGUUCGCAGUUGGAUUGGGAUAGUCGCUACAAGAUCAUCGGGGGUAUUGCAAAGGGAAUUCUGUAUUUGCAUGAAGACUCUCGACUCAAGAUCAUUCAUCGUGAUCUCAAAGCUAGUAAUGUGCUGUUAGAUGGAGAAAUGAACCCCAAAAUUGCAGAUUUUGGGAUGGCAAGAUUAUUUAAACCAGAUGAAACUCAAGGAAACACAAGCAAGAUCGUCGGAACUUAUGGAUAUAUGUCACCUGAAUACGCAAUGCACGGGCAGUACUCCAUCAAGUCAGAUGUGUUUAGUUUCGGAGUGCUAGUUCUGGAAAUCGUGAGUGGUCAGAGAAAUGUUUGUAUCCAAAAUGGGGAUAAUGUGGAGGACCUCUUGACUCUUACAUGGAAGAACUGGCGAGAAGGGACAGCUACAAGUAUGGUAGAUCCUACGCUGACGAAUGGCGCUGGUUCUGUGCGCGACAUGAUUAGAUGCAUUCACAUGGGACUGUUGUGUGUCCAAGAAAAUCCCGCGAACAGGCCAACAAUGGCUACGGUUGCUCUAAUGCUAAGUAGCUCAACAAUGACCCUGCCGGUACCAGCUGAGCCUGCAUUUUAUAUGGCUAGCCGUUAUGGUCCCAUGGAUUCAACGAAUCAGGAUUCAAAAGAUUCGACCUCGCUUAAGUUUGGAACGGUUGCAUCUGAAGGCUCGGCAUCUGUAAAUGAUGUUUCAAUCACCGAGCUAUAUCCUCGUUGAUUUUGUCUUCCUGCCGAGGUUUGUGCUUUCCUUGACACAAAAAUUAUGCAUAUAAUUUUGUUAUGUUUUCUCUUUUAUCCGUGUAUGUGAGCUAGAACUUUUGAAAUAAUAAAGCUGUGUAGAUAAUAUAAUGCUGUAAUCAGGUAAAUUAGGAGGGACUAUUGUUUCAACUUCUGUAACACUAGAUGUAAUAGGAUUAUUGUUGUGUUGCGUGAAUUUUUAUAAAUACUAUUUAUAAAGAAAUUAUAGAUGAUUUUUGUAAUAA
Messenger RNA from Salvia hispanica, 4499 nucleotides. Lineage: Eukaryota; Viridiplantae; Streptophyta; Magnoliopsida; Lamiales; Lamiaceae. The record is from RefSeq and is a predicted model, not a curated record.